CGCACGCUUUCUUCGCAUCAGUUUCCUGAAAGCCCCUGAGUUAGCUGUCCAUCGCUGCAGUCUGUGGUUCUGUUUCUUUGUAAGGCCUAAGUUUCCAUUAUGAAAAAGGCCGGAUUCUCCGUCUUUUCUCUUCUCCCGCUCUGGAUGAACUUUGGCAGCGUUGCUGCUUAUGAUGAGUCCAAAAUCUGCUACAUCUUGGAUGCCAUUCUGUUCAUCUAUGGAGUCAUUCUAACUGUCCUUUACUGCAGAAUGAAGUUAAUGAAUGAAAAUAGAAAGAUCUCCUCUCACGCAAAGAAAGAUGCAGCUGAAGGUGUUUAUGAAGGUCUUGCAACACGUUCUGAAGACACCUACGAGACCAUCCAAAUGAACAAGACCAAAGCAUAAGGAAAUCGAGAGAGCUAACCCUGAUGCUGUAUCGUUUUUUUUAGCAUGUACCUUUAAAUUCAUGUUGUACAGAUUCAUAUAACAAUCAUUCUCUAUCAAAGAGUGUUUUGUAAUGAUUUAUAUGUAAUAUAUGUAUCGGCAUAAUGCUUUGCUUCAGGUACUUUUUGUGGAAGAUAGAUAUGAAUUUAAUAUCAGAUAAUUACCUGUGUAAAUGGAAGAGAGCAGGAUUGGUUGACACAGGAGUUGGUUGGUACAAUGAGACACUAGGGAGAAAAAUGUAGCAUAAAAACGAUUACCCAUACUUCAUGGUGUCAAGAGCUCAGAAUAUUACUAUUUGUUCAGGUGGGGAUGAUGUUUUUAUUUUUUAUGUGUUUAAAAAUGUGUUUUAAAGAGAGAAAUUGAACAUUUUAAAUAUUAGAUCUAGUCAGUAUGUUUAGUUAGUAUGUUAGUAGAUGCCUGUUGUCCUUUACAUUAUAUUAAGGUCAUGUUGACUAGACCAAAAGAAAUCGUCCAAAAUUCCCCUGAAAAUUCCCCUUAUAUUCAAAGUAAAGUGUGUUUUUUUCCUUCUCCUGUAAAGUUCUCAUUUUGGAGAUACAAGGUUUUGUUCCAACAGCAGUGAUAUAUUACUUUAUUUUAUUUGCAGCACAGAUACUGCACUGCUUCUAUUACAUUCACACAAACUUUGUAAUGCAUUGUUCUUACGUCUAAGCACUUUUCUUUUAUUUGAACUUAAAUUAAAUUUAGGCAACACACAUAAUGUCUACAGUACAGCCUAAUGGCUUACCUGGAAAUGAAAAAGUAUAAUCAGUUGGUAAAGUGGCCCAUUGUUUCCCUUAAUAAAGUUCUUCAAGUUAUUCUUCAAUACAAAUCAAUGAAAAUAUGUUUCAUUUAACUCUUUGUUUUAUUAUUCAAAGAGAUUAUUUGCCUGCCAUUUAAUGUUAUAAAUUAAUAUAUAUAUGUUUGUGGUUUGGAGGUUUAGUUCUAUUUCUUUUUGUUCCUUCAUUCUUUGAAGGUAUAGCCUUUUAAACCCUUAAAAUCCCAGGCUUAUUACAUACAAAGACUCAUUAUUCAGUAAUGAUAGGGACUCCAGUGCAAGCUAGUUGAGCUAUUCUUAGAUUAUAGAAGUGUAUAAUGAAGCUAUGGGCCCACUGUAAGGCUGAUGGCCUAUUAGGGGUUGAUGUUGUGGUACCCAUCUCCAUAACAUGUGACAUGUUGAAGCUGGUUGGCAUGAGCGCACAACACAAUUCACUAGUUCUAGGAAAAUGUCUAUUAUUUAGCUAAGAUAUUCAGCUUUCAUCUGCUGCUAGUUGAGUUAUCCUAUUGUAUGGCAUUCCUGGGAUUUACAUCAGAGAUUGAAGAUCAACCAACCUGCUCUCCCCUAAUUACCAAGCAAAGAGCUAUCAUUUUAAAUACAUGAUAAGCUUUAUCCUGAAGUUAGUAAAGUUACACUGAUCUGUUUAAUAUUUCUGACUAUUGCUUCUUCUGUCCUGAUUAUAAUCUGUGUAUAUGUAACUUUCAAGAAGUGUAUCAUGACCUUGUAUAGUUUUUUCUUUAAAUGAACUAUUCACUAUUUGUAUUAAAUGUCUUAACCAAAA
This is a messenger RNA of Pygocentrus nattereri (red-bellied piranha), 1979 nucleotides long. It is a transcript of the gene fcer1g, whose product is annotated as Fc fragment of IgE, high affinity I, receptor for; gamma polypeptide. The record is from RefSeq and is a predicted model, not a curated record. The transcript is spliced from 5 exons. Gene Ontology annotation, biological process: cell surface receptor signaling pathway. The coding region runs from base 100 to 384 and encodes 94 amino acids. Gene Ontology annotation, molecular function: IgE receptor activity. Gene Ontology annotation, cellular component: membrane; Fc-epsilon receptor I complex. Lineage: Eukaryota; Metazoa; Chordata; Actinopteri; Characiformes; Serrasalmidae.